CGUUUGAUGGGCUGCCACCCUCAUGUGGUCUCGCACGCCAUGGCUGCUGCUUCUGGCUUUGAGGCCACAGGCCGCCGAGGUGGAGAACUUCGACUUCUCCCAGGUGAGCUUCGCGCAGCCCGUGGUGGAGGAUGACUUCGAGGACGCCUUCUACGAGGCGGUGGCUUCUGCUCAGGAGGCGGAGUCCUGCUGUGGCCUGGGGGACGAGGCUCUGAGGGCCUGUGCCAACAGAACCGCGCCCAUCAGCGCCAAGCUGCAGCUCCUGGUGGUGUCCCACGCUCCCGCAAGCGCGGCCGCGGCCUUCGCCGCCUCCACGGCGGCCCUGAACGCCAUGUGGUGCGCGGAGCGAGGACACGCCUUCGUGCUGGACGAGCGCGAGACGGUUUGGAUGGUCAGCAGGAUCCAGGUCAUCCCUCACUGGUUGCGGCGCUGCAGACAGGAGGCGAUCGAAUGGAUGCUGUGGAUUGACUCGGACGCCUUUCUGGCGGAAGAAGACGUCGACCUAGUGGCGGAGGUGAUGCGGCAGCACGAUGCCCACAUCCUGGUGACGGAGCACGGGCAUACGGAUUCGAAGCGGCCUUGGGACACCUUCAACGCUGGGGUGAUCCUCAUGCGCUGCAGCGAGUGGACCAUCUCCCUCAUGGAGAAGGUGCAAAGCAGCACCGAGGGGCAAGCGGACGAGGAGGUGCUGCAAAGAGUGCUCUACGAGGAGCAGGCCGCCGUUCCGGCCGCGGCCGCUUCCCCGGGGGCGUUUGCCACGCUGCCAGCGGGCACGCUGAACGGAAACCUUCGAGUGAAUGGCUCACAGCCGGUGGUGCACCUGUCGGCGCUGCCUUUUGCCAUCCGAAACCACACCUUUGCGGCGGCCUUGCGCAGCCGCUGCCAGUCGCCGAAGGACGGCGCUGCGGCGACGAACUUCUCGGCGCUGCGGGAGGCCUACGACAGCAGCAGCUUCCUGGUGGCGAACCAGGACUUCCGGGCCGCUGGCACCUCCAGGUACGCCUUCGCGAUUGCGCGGAGGCUGCGGUUCCAGGGUCGGCUCCAGGAGACGGAGGACCUACUGCGCUGGGCGGUGGACGGAUUGCGCGCGGAGCUGGGCGAGCAGAAGAUCGACACGAUCUUCGGGAAGGUUGAGCUCGCGAAGUUCCUGGCCUCGGUGAACCGGACUGAGGAGGCGGCGGAUUUCCUGCGGCAGGCGGUGAGCGCGGGGGCGAAGUCCUUGGGGGUGCACAACCUUGUCAUGCUAGAGUGGCAGGAGAAGCUCGCGGCACUGCUCUCCGAGCAAGGCGAGUACACCGAGGCGGCAGGUCUGCUGCGCCAGCUCAUCCGGGGCUCGCGGAGAUGGCGCGAUGAGGCGCGGCUGCAAGCUGCCGCAGAGAGGCUGAGCGAAGUGCUGAACCUCAACGGCACAGCUGUCUGCAGCACUUCGCAGCUCAUCCAGGAAGCGGUGGCGACCUUGCCCGAUGCCCUGGACAGCCUGGCGCGGCAGCGCCUGGUGAAGGCCAAUGAGAAGUCCUCGAAGCUGUCGGCGGAGGGAAACCUGAAUCAGGCGGAGCACGUGCUGAAGCGGGCGCUCGCAAAGGCCACCCUGGCCUUGCCAGUUGCGGACCCUGACCUGCUGGUCACCCGCUUGAACUUAGGAGCUCUGCGGCAGCGCAGCGGCAAGGCGGACCAGGCACUGCUGGACUUGGAGGAAGUCUUCCAGGCGCAGGUUACCACCCUGGGCCCGGACCACGUGGACACCAAGGCCACCGUCCAGGCCAUCGGCGGCCUAGGUGAGAACCUGCACGCGCGGUACCAGGGGGCCUUGAGCAAGCUGAGCUCCGCCACACAUCGCUUCGUGGAGCGCACCAAAGAGACCAGGGGGAAGCAGGAAAAGACCGUCCAGCGCUUCGAGCACACCAUCCGGCGCUUUGAGCGGAAGUUGGGCAGCACCAGCCACGGGGUGCUCAAGGCCAAGUUCCACCUGGCGCAGGCCUUGGCGGCCCAGGACCGGUCCAGCGAGGCGUUCCCGCUGUGGCGCGGGGUGUUGCAGGAUCAGCUGAGGAGCUUGGGGCCCUUCCACCAGAGCAGCCUCGCCACGCAGCGGGAGAUGCUGCAGUGGAUUUAUCAGGCCUAGGUGCCGAGUUCUGCAUUGAUUCCGCUGAUUCGCGAAGGAUUUUUUGCGAGCAAGAGACAGUAAUCGCUUCCCCCUA
Effrenium voratum is the source of this 2195-nucleotide messenger RNA. The record is from the annotation of a GenBank genome assembly. NCBI's taxonomy places the organism in Eukaryota, Dinophyceae, Suessiales, Symbiodiniaceae.